AUGUCUUGCAUUCAAGAGAUACGAUUAUCAUCAACGUUACAAAGUCUAAAAUCAUUAACAACUUGGAUCAUUAAAUGGUCGAUGGAGAGAUUUAAGACCAUGAGACUCCUUCUAAGUCCCCUCCUGUUUUUAUGCAUUACCUACCUCUUUUCCCCCACCCCUUGCCUUGCAUCCUCCAUAGCCGAAAAUGAAGCAGAGGUAGCGAAAUUUCUCGAUGAAGUCAAUCACCGUUUGGCUGUACUCUACAACCAAGAGGUCCUUGCCAAUUGGCAGAAUGAAAUCCAAGGACCCAACAACCUCAUUGCCCUCCUGCAAUCGGAAAUUGCCACUAAGGAAAUCAUGCGUUACAUUCAAAGCAUAGCAGUGAAGGUGAAAAAAUUUAAACGCCUCACUUUGGAAAAUGAGGAUUUGCGAAGGCAGCUUUCCCUGAUACCCGAAGUGGGUUAUGAAGUUCUACCGCCAGAGGAUUUGGAACUGCUCUAUGCCGUCACCGCAAAUAUGAGUGAAAUUUAUCGGCAUUCGAAGUUAUGUUCCUAUGUGCAGCGAGAGAAAUGUGAUCUCAUGUUAGUACCAGAUGUCCAGCAAAUUCUGCAUAGCACUGAGAGUGUUGAGGAAAUCGAGUACUACUGGCUGGAAUGGAGAAGGAAGACGGGUCUAGCUGCCCGUGAGGAUUUUCAUAAAUUUGUGGACUUAUAUCGGAAGACGGCAAAUUUGAAUGGUUUUACAAGGCCCUCCGAUUUUUGGUACAAGGACUUAGAGGAGAAUAGCCAGACUAUGUCCACGGUUUUGGAAAAAUUCAUGAAGGAUUUGAAGCCCUUCUUCGAACAAUUCCAUGCCUAUAUUCGUGGCCAAUUGAGAAAGAAAUAUGGUCCCCAACUGAUACAACCCCACAGACCCUAUCCCCAACACCUGGCCGAGAUAUUUAUUGGCAAUGCCUUCCGUUAUGGAGAUACCUCGGGGCAUAUGCAUUUACCCUUCGAUCAGAUGGCCAUGCCGAAUAUUACGGAAAAUCUACUAAGGAGAGGAUUGACCAAUACCCAGGUGAACUUUUGGAAUGCCAAAGAAUUUUUCCGAUCAUUGGGUAUGCCACAGCUGGAAGACAAAUUUUGGUCGGAAAGCUGUCAAGCCAAGGCGGAUUUGGAGGAUGACCAUUGCUGGCACAAGGCCUGGAAAUUCUAUGGCCUAUAUCAGGUGAAUUUUUCCUAUUGCCCUUUGACAACGGAGGAGACAUUUUUCAAUAUGUUCGAGGCUCUAUCGGAUGUGUAUUAUUAUAAGGCCUAUGAGAAUUUGGUCACACUGUAUCAGGAGGAACCUCUGCCCAAUUUCAGUGAUACUUUGGGGAAAUUUUUCUCGCUGGCUGCUUCGUCGCCGAAAUACCUAAAGAAACUGAAGGUUGUGGGUGAGGAAUAUUCCAACAAGGAGGCCAGGAUUAAUCGUUUAUAUAUACAGGGUCUUCGCACCAUCUUCCUGCUACCGGUCUUCUAUAUCUUGGAACGUUAUCGCUUGGAUGUCCUGGACAAAUCGAUGAACAUAAACGACAAUUGUGCCUAUUGGCGUCUAACAGAAGACUACACGGGAGCUGAACCACCCGUAGUUCGUACCAAUGAAGAUUUUGAUGCUCCGGCCAAGCUGCUCAUGGAGGUUGAUGACCAAUAUACCACACAAAUAUUAAGCACGGUACUGCAAUAUCAGCUACUGGAACACUUCUGCACCCUGACAAAUCAAUAUAAGCCGGGAGAUCCCCAGAAAUCAUUGGAUUUAUGUGAUUUGACGGGUCAAAGGAUUGUGGGAGAGAAAAUCAGGCAAGCCAUGGCCCUGGGUUCUUCGGUACCAUUUAAGCAGGUUUUGAAAACCAUUUUGGGUACGGAUCAAUUAAAUAUCAAUGGCCUGUUGGAGUACUAUCGUCCAUUGUACGAUUGGCUGGUGGAACAGAAUCGCAUGGAAAAUAAUGAAGUUGGAUGGCAGAAGUCGGAAAAAUGCCAACCCUAA
Messenger RNA from Musca vetustissima, 1989 nucleotides. Its product is annotated as angiotensin-converting enzyme-like. Gene Ontology annotation, cellular component: plasma membrane. The coding region runs from base 1 to 1989 and encodes 662 amino acids. Gene Ontology annotation, molecular function: metallopeptidase activity; peptidyl-dipeptidase activity. The record is from RefSeq and is a predicted model, not a curated record. Lineage: Eukaryota; Metazoa; Arthropoda; Insecta; Diptera; Muscidae. Gene Ontology annotation, biological process: proteolysis. The transcript has 7 exons.